ACAGAGAGAGAAAGAAAGAAAGAGAGAGAGAGAGAGGAUGUUGCGUUCCGCGCUCACAACACAAGUCUGAACAGUGUUUCUUCCAAUCUCGUUUCUUGAGCCAUAACCAUCACCAAAACCGAUGAACCUAUCGUAUUUUCCUGUUUUACCCUUUUCAACCCUCGUAUUUUUUUACACUCAAAACGGGUUUUCUCCCUCCGACUUGUUCGCUUUUUGCACUUUAACAUAUUAUUCACGCAUAUAUAUAUUCCACUUCGUAUUUUCGGCUCUGCUCGCACAUUCUGCUGCUCCAUCGUCUCAUCGCAAUACAAAGCAGUACUUGGGUGCUACCAUUUCUCUGUCUAAACCCUCUCAACUUCCCAACAUACAAUCUUAUUCUCAUCAUCAACACACCCCAUUUCAUGAUCUGGGUGGCUUCGUCUGGAGAGAGAUAAAUGUUGGAUUUUGACAAAUUCCUUGGGUAUAAAAUGUUGCUUCUUUGAGGGGGGUCUCAUGGGUUGAAUUCAGAGAAUCAUGGGUAGCUUCAGCGAAGACGAUGAAUGUCGGUUUUUCGAUGCUCAAGAGGAUGUUUUGUCUAUAGCGGAUGAUGAAGGGGUAUCCAAUGCUUUCGAUUAUGGAUUGUGGAUUCGGAGUCCAAGGAGUGUUAGAGAGCGUAAGGGCAGGUUUAUGAAGAGUAUGGGACUGAGUAGCAUGGAUUUGACUGCCCUAGGAACUGAAAAUUCAGUAGAUGUGGGUAGUGUUCUGUGUGAAGAGGGAAAUGAUAGAGUUGAAUUUACUAGUGGGUCUGUGACCCGAAAUUGUGUUGUGGAAGAAGAAUUCUGUUCAAGCCGGACAUCAAUGUCUUGUUUGCAUAGGGAGGAUUCUUCAGAGGAGCUUGGUUUAGUGGAUAACUCGCCGUGUGGAAAUGAGAAUUUGGAGGGUAAUGUGGAUCAAGAGGGGCUGGAGAGUAGGGAGAUGAGUGAUGGAAGAGAUCUGGAUUCAGAUCGAUUGGUGGUUAUGGCAGAGCCUAAGGAUUCAGGGAAUGGCUUUAGGGAAACGGAUGCCAAUGCUUCUGUUCGGAGGACAAAGGGUUGGUUCAGGAAAUUGCGGUCAAUAUCAUGCAUGGUUAAUAGUCAUGGGGAAGGUGAUUUUGGAAGAGGAGAAGGCCUCGAUGAAAUGCCAGGGUGUAGGCUUCCGAAAGUUAAGGUCCGUCAGUCAAAGAAGCCAAUGAAGGAACUUUCAGCUCUUUACAUGAGGCAAGAUAUCAAAGCUCAUGAAGGUUCAAUUUUGACCAUGAAGUUCAGUCCUGAUGGGCAGUAUCUUGCUAGUGGUGGUGAAGAUGGGGUUGUGCGCUUGUGGCAAGUGGUUGAGGAGGAUAGAUGUAAUGAAGUUGAUAUUCCAGAAAUUGAUCCAUCUUGCAUUUAUUUCACUGUGAAUAAUCUCUCUGAAUUGACACCACUAUUUAUUGAUAAAGAAAAGAUUAGCAAACUGAAGAACCUGAAAAAAACAUCAGAUUCUGCUUGUGUAGUUUUUCCUCCUAAGAUCUUCCGGUUGUUGGAGAAACCAUUGCGUGAAUUUCAUGGGCAUAGAGGUGAAGUUUUGGAUCUCUCUUGGUCAAACAAUAAUUAUCUUCUGUCAUCUUCAGUUGACAAAACUGUCCGACUAUGGCAAGUGAAUAAUGACCGUUGCUUGAAGGUUUUCUCACACAGUAAUUAUGUGACGUGCAUACAAUUCAAUCCUGUGGAUGAUAACUAUUUCAUUAGUGGAUCUAUAGAUGGAAAAGUGCGCAUCUGGGCAAUUUCUGAUUGUCACGUUGUUGAUUGGAUUAGUAUCAAAGAUAUAGUGACUGCAGUAUGCUAUCGGCCUGAUGGGCAGGGAGGGAUCAUUGGCUCCUUGGCUGGCAAUUGUCGAUUUUACAAUGUAUCAGAGAAUCGCUUGCAGUUAGAUUCCCAACUAUGCUUAAUUGGUAAAAAGAAGCUUGUUGGCAGAGGGAUUACUGGGUUUCGGUUUCUUCCACAAGACUCUAACAAAGUUAUGGUCUCCUGUGCUGAUUCACAAGUCAGAAUCCUUGACGGCCUUAAUGUGAUUGGCAAGUACAAAAGCCUUAGCACAGGGAGCCCAAUAUGUGCAUCGUUUACUUCUGAUGGGAAACAUAUUCUAUCAGCAUGUGAGGACUCUAACGUAUACCUAUGGAAUGUUAGUGAGGAAGAGUCUUCUAAUCCUGUGAAAGCUAAGAAGAUUACAUCUUGUGAGCGGUUUUGCUCAAAUGCAUCUGUAGCAGUACCUUGGCAUGGUUUGAAAUCUAAAAAUAUUGAAAAUAAACAUCAGUUGAACUUGUUGGAUAAAGGAUCAUCUCAAGUUAUUCAACUUAAUCCACCUGCUUCCUUCUCUCUGAGCCAAGAGUUUGUUUUGGAGUCUUUUUCAAAGGGGUCUGCAACUUGGCCCGAGGAGAAGCUUCCUGUUUCAAGCUCAAAGGUGAAAACAUCACUGAUUCACCAAUCCGAAUACAAUUUCUUGAUGUCUUCUUGCAAGAGUACCUCAUCUGCUCAUGCGUGGGGUAUGGUCAUUGUCACUGCUGGCUGGGAUGGCAGGAUAAAAGCAUUCCACAAUUAUGGGCUACCUAUACCCGUUUGAAAUGAAGUGACUUUUCCUAUGUUGGAAAGUAGAAUCAAGAUUCAUUCAUAUUCCUAUCCUUGGACAUAUUGUCCUUGGAAAAAUCCAUGCAGCUCGGAGAUUUUAUGAACGAUGUUAAAUUUGGCAGUAUCGAGGUUGAGGUAAAAACCUUUAGCAGUAAUUGCAGUUCCAAUGAGUUGUGAACAUGGGCUUGUGGAGGGUCCCCUAUAAGAUUUCAGAGGAUUCAUAUUGCUCAUUGGUUCAUGACAAGCUGUGGCACUAUUGUGGUUGUAAUGGUCAAGUUUUAGC
This is a messenger RNA of Vigna umbellata (rice bean), 2901 nucleotides long. RefSeq lists its product as uncharacterized. NCBI's taxonomy places the organism in Eukaryota, Viridiplantae, Streptophyta, Magnoliopsida, Fabales, Fabaceae. Gene Ontology annotation, molecular function: protein binding. The record is from RefSeq and is a predicted model, not a curated record.